ACAGCCGCUCAGCCCCGAGCAUAGCGUCAGUAUUACCACCUCACAGAACAGCCCGCGCCGAGCCCACAGAGGACCGGUAGAGCAAUAAUACUGUGCACAAAGGGAGCCGCAUACGCCGCGAAACAUGCUCUAACUCGUUUAUAUCGACAUUGGAAGAAAGACAAUGGGGGAAAUAGGCAAAGGAAGAUAAUAAUCUUUGAAGAAAUGCUUCUGAAACAGCGGAGAUAGUCCAACAACGCAUAAGGUCCUGACCAUGCACAUUCCUCCGCAUUGCACUUAAAUCAAAUGUGCAGAUUUUCCACACUGUCCAGCGGGACGGUGGUUCAAGUCGUGGUAACCGGGUGAACAGUGCAGUCCAGAAUCCGGGAAAGCCCACCUGCCAACACGAGGGUUAGACGGAUCUGGGGUCCACUGUGCGUUUUGGUCGUUUACACGAUGCGUUUGUUUCUGCUGGCGGUGUUCCUCUCGUGCUCCUGUGCGCGGGCUGGCUGCGAGCCGAAGAUAGUGAACAUCGGAGCCGUCCUGAGCCAGAAGAGGUACGAGCAAGUCUUUAAGGAUGCAGUGACCCAGGCGAACCAGGUAUACGGGAGAGAUAAAUUCAAGUUGACCGCCAUCUCCGUAACGCACAAACCCAACGCUAUCCAGAUGGCUCUCUCCGUCUGCGAGGACCUCAUCUCCAACCAGGUGUAUGCCAUCCUCGUGAGUCAUCCUCCCCAGUCCAACGACCACCUCACCCCCACGCCUGUGUCCUACACCGCAGGCUUCUACCGCAUCCCUGUUGUGGGCCUCACCACACGCAUGUCCAUCUACUCCGACAAGAGUAUCCACUUGUCUUUUCUGCGGACUGUCCCCCCGUACUCCCACCAGGCUCACGUGUGGUUCGACAUGAUGCGAGAGUUUCGAUGGAACCACAUCAUCCUGAUCGUCAGCGAUGACCACGAGGGGCGGGCCGCGCAGAAAAGACUGGAGACCCUACUGGAGGAGAGGGAAACAAAGAAUAAAAAAAGGAACUAUGAAAACCUCGACCAACUGUCCUAUGACAACAAGCGAGGACCAAAGGCAGAGAAAGUCCUCCAGUUCAGCCAGGAGACUAACUUAACUGCGCUGCUUCUAGAGGCCAAAGAGCUGGAGGCUCGCGUUAUCAUCCUCUCCGCCAGUGAAGAGGACGCUGCUGCAGUUUACAAGGCUGCCCGUUUCCUGAACAUGACGGGCUCGGGUUACGUGUGGCUGGUGGGAGAGCGGGAGAUGUCGGGUAAAGCCCUGAGUGAGGCACCAGAUGGUCUCAUUGGCCUCCAGCUCAUCAACGGCAAGAACGAGUCGGCCCACAUCAAUGACGCAGUGGCCGUGGUGGCCCAGUCCAUCCAGGAGCUCUUUGAGAAGGAGAACAUUACUGAGCCGCCCAGAGGCUGCGUGGGAAACACCAACAUCUGGAAGACCGGGCCCCUCUUCAAAAGGGUUCUGAUGUCAUCAAAGUACCCAGAGGGCCUCACUGGACGAGUGGAAUUCAAUGACGAUGGCGACAGGAAGUACGCUCACUACAGCAUUCUCAACUACCAGAAGAGUCGACUCAUUCAAGUUGGGAUUUACAAUGGAACACAGGUGGUGAUGAAUAAUCAGAGGAAGAUCAUCUGGCCGGGAGGAGAGACAGAGAAACCGCGGGGCUUUCAGAUGUCCACGAGACUAAAGAUAGUGACCAUACACCAGGAGCCCUUUGUGUAUGUGAAACCCACUGAGCAGGAUGGAACCUGCAAGGAGGAAAAAACCUUAAAUGGAGUGGCAGAUAUUAAAAAGGUGAUCUGCACUGGACCAAAUGAGACCAUCCCAGGACGUCCAAUUGUACCUCAAUGUUGUUAUGGAUUCUGUAUUGACCUACUUAUCAAGUUGGCUGGAACCAUGAACUUUACCUAUGAAGUACACCUGGUGGCUGAUGGGAAAUUUGGAACACAGGAGCGGGUGAACAACAGCAACAAGAAAGAGUGGAAUGGCAUGAUGGGAGAGCUCCUGGGGGGUCUGGCAGAUAUGAUCGUUGCCCCGCUGACGAUAAACAAUGAACGAGCCCAGUACAUCGAAUUCUCCAAACCUUUUAAGUACCAAGGCCUAACCAUCCUUGUUAAAAAGGAAAUCCCUCGCAGUACACUGGACUCGUUCAUGCAGCCGUUUCAGAGCACACUGUGGCUGCUGGUGGGUCUUUCGGUGCAUGUGGUGGCGGUGAUGCUUUACCUACUAGACCGGUUCAGCCCGUUUGGGAGGUUUAAAGUAAACAGUGAAGAAGAAGAAGAAGACGCCCUCACCUUGUCGUCAGCCAUGUGGUUCUCCUGGGGAGUGUUGCUUAACUCCGGUAUUGGAGAAGGCGCGCCGCGCAGCUUCUCAGCGAGAAUCUUGGGCAUGGUGUGGGCCGGCUUUGCCAUGAUCAUAGUGGCAUCGUAUACUGCCAACCUGGCUGCCUUCCUGGUGCUGGACCGGCCUGAGGAGCGCAUCACCGGCAUCAACGACCCGAGGCUGAGGAACCCAUCAGACAAGUUCAUCUAUGCCACAGUGAAGCAGAGCUCUGUGGACAUCUACUUCCGGCGGCAGGUGGAGCUUAGCACCAUGUACCGCCACAUGGAGAAGCACAACUACGAGAGUGCCGCUGAGGCUAUCCAGGCCGUGCGCGACAACAAGCUGCAUGCUUUCAUCUGGGACUCUGCGGUGCUGGAGUUUGAAGCCUCGCAGAAGUGCGACCUGGUGACCACGGGAGAGCUGUUUUUCCGUUCGGGCUUUGGCAUAGGCAUGCGCAAGGACAGCCCCUGGAAACAGAAUGUGUCCCUGGCCAUUCUCAGUUCCCAUGAGAAUGGCUUCAUGGAAGAUCUAGAUAAAACCUGGGUGAGAUACCAGGAGUGUGACUCACGGAGCAAUGCCCCAGCCACACUCACCUUUGAGAACAUGGCAGGAGUGUUCAUGCUGGUGGCUGGAGGCAUAGCAGCAGGGAUCUUCCUCAUCUUUAUUGAGAUCGCCUACAAGCGACACAAAGACGCCCGAAGGAAGCAGAUGCAGCUGGCCUUUGCGGCAGUCAACGUCUGGAGGAAGAACCUGCAGCAGUACCCACCCACCGACAUCACGGGCCAGCUCAACCUGUCCGACCCGUCUGUCAGCACGGUGGUGUGAGAGGGACAGAAGGAGAGAGAAACAUUCACUCCUUGGAGAGAGAGAGAGAGAGAGAGGGUGGGUGGACAAAAAGAGGCUUCCCCAGCUCGCUGCAUUAUUGGAUCCAUCACUGCUGAAGCUUUUUGUCCCAUUGGCUUUACAGUGGAGCCACGGAGAUAACCCUACAUUGAAGAAAGGACUGAUCUGAUCAUGGCACUUGUUAUAGCUGGAUCUAGCCUGGCAUUAGUCAGCUCUAGGGUUCUGAGCUUACUUACACAUACCUUGUUUUUUUCUGUUUUCUCUAGUCACGCUCAAUUUAUGCUUAAAAACAGUCCUAUCUUUGUCUAAUUUGACUUACUGCAGUGCAGACAUUGUGGUGUUGGAUACAACUACUAUUUAAUAUAUCUACAUGAUCAAUGUUGCUGUUUGAAAAGUCCUGUUUAGUUAUAUGACUUAAGUAGAAAAACAAGUGGACUUAAGCACUGUACAUAUCAUUUAACUGACAAGAACUGACUGUAACACACAUUAUUAUUUCACAGUAUGAAAGGUACACUGCUAAAUAUCAACGUUUAAGAAAUACCUGUAUUUUAACUCCACAUAUUUAAAUAAAAUAUGUCUUUGAUAAGUUGGACAUGUUUUAAUAGUGAGAACAUAAACCUCUGUGCCAAUAUAAUAUUUUGAAGCAACGAUACUAGAGAUGGAAGCCUGCAUGCAUUGUAAAUGCAUACCCACUGGGCACAGACAUCAGUUCAACGUCUAGUUUGAACUUACAUUUUGUUGAGUUUUCAACUCAUGUAAAUUUAACGUCAAAUCUACAAAACAUUUCACCAUGUCAUUGGAUAUAGAUAAACAUUUGGGUGGAAAAAAACAGUGCUCUUACGUUGAUUACUUUUUACAAGUCCAAUCAGUUUUCCACAUUGAUUCAACGUCAUCGCAUAGAUUUUUGGCAUUGAAAUGACAUGGAAAUAACGUUGAUCCAACCAGUUUUGCCUAAUGGGUAGAUGCAAAUGAGUAUGUAUUUAAUGAAUUAUUUGUCCCCAUGGUGUUAAUACUUAUACUGCUAUUCUAAUCACGUACGUUUUCUGAGAUACAAAAAUUGUGAUCUUUGUUUAGAUUUUAUUCUUUGCCCCUAAAUAAUGAAUUGAAUAACUGUCCAGCCAGUAUUAUCCUUUGGUGCCCCUUGAAAACGUUCUGCCUGUGACGUAAUGUUCACAUUUACCUGUAUUUGGUCCAAUGAGGUCUUUACACCUUUGGUAUUGAGAAAGUGGCAAUACUAUAUUCUUAUUUGAAGGGGAUUUUCAGUCACUAAUCCAGUUCGAAACUAUAGGAAAUAUGUUAUUUGUUAUCACUCUCUGAAAGUAUACUAUCAAUGUUUCUUAAUCCUGGUCAUUGGGACCCAAAUGGGUGCACAUUUUUGUUUUUGCCCUAGCACUACACACCUGAUUCUAAUAAUCAAAGGUUUGAUAAUUAGUUGAUUAGUAGAAUCAGGUAUGUAAUGCUAGGGCAAAAUCUAAAAUGCCCACCCAUUGGUCGUAUUCCCCUGCUCAGAUGUUGCUGACACAUGCGAGAUCUUACACAGCCUGGAUAGGUAUUUUACAUAUUAGCUUACCACAUCAUAUGUAGUAGCAAUCUGGUACCAGACUCCACAGUCGAUGACAUGACACGCAACCAUUGGUUGAUGCAUGCAAUGUCUGGGAAGGGGAACAUGACCUUUGUUAUCGGCCAUAUAUUUGGGAACACCCUCUCCCUUGCUUUCAUUAGUCUUUCUCAUCUCCAGUUUCAAGGGGUUGCAUCAAAGAGCCAGGUUUUUUACCCAACCAGCACUUGGUAUUUCAUGCAAAAACCUCCUACCUGUGCACAACAGUCUAUCUUCCAUUUGCACUUUGAUAUGUCUUACAUGGAAGGAACCAGAGUGAAUUGAUAAUUCAGCUUAACUUGCAGUCUUUGUGCUGUGAGGUUGUGUACAUAUCUUGGUUAGAUGUGAAAACGGGCCGUUUCCCAGGCCAGUUGAGAAACAACUGUGGCAUGUUGAAAGAAUGACUAUUGCACAGUUCUGGCAUGGCACUGCACAGCACUUUAAAGGGAUACUUCGGGAUUUUGGUAAGGAGGCCCUUUAUAUACUUCACCAGAGUUAUCUACUUUGCCAAGUCAUGGAUACCAUUUUUAUGUCUCUAGUAUGAAGCAAGUUAGAGGUAGUUUCACGAGUCAAUGCUAACUAGCGUGCUAGAAGAUACCCAUAGACUUCCAGUCAUUGCACUAACACUAGUUAGCGAUUGCGCUACCGGUAGUUAGCAACUUCAUUCAAACUGCACGCAGAGACAUACACAUUUUAUCCACGAGUUCAUCUGACUGGGGAAGUAGAUAAAGGGCCUCAUUGCCAAAAUCCCAAAGUAUCCUGUUAACCGGAGGGCUUCCCCAUACUGUUCCCAUCAACAAGGCUGAUUGAGAUAUUAUUAUGCAUUCAGCAGGCAAGUACAUAAAAAUGUAUAUGAAUAGUAGUAGAAAAAGGCUCACAACAGAGACUAUGGUCUAAUUGUUAUAAUAUGAGUAUCUCAUACAAACACACAUUUCUUUAUUUGUUUGGUGGCCAAGUGUUUUAUGAAACAUGUAGAUUGUAGUACUUCGCUGGAGAAAAAACAAAUAUUUGUCUAUUUAAAGCGCUAAAACAGCAUUUAGUUUCUGAAUGUGAAAUUUGAUAAUUUAAAAAGUUACUUCUGGUCAUGUUCUCAUUCUGGCCUAUGCAUGCUUAUGUGUGUUUAGCAGUAUUCUUGUUUGGUUCUUGAAUGCCUACUGAUUAUUGGCCAUGCAGAUCUUGUUUCGUUUUCUGAAACGCAUACUAUGAAUGCAAAUGUAAAUAGAAUAUUGCACUUGUCGUAAUACUGCUGAAGAUAAUGUCAUUUACACACACACACACACACACACACACACACACACACACACACACACACACACACCCCUCAAUGACACACACACAUGCACUGUACACAUUUUUAAGUUUUAUCUCCUCAAUUAUAAAGAUGAUAUAGAAAAUGAUUUUCAAUCAAAUAAUAUUGUUUGUAUAGAUGCACUUGUAAAUAAAAAUGUACCUAUUGCCAA
This is a messenger RNA of Oncorhynchus nerka (sockeye salmon), 6219 nucleotides long. Its product is annotated as glutamate receptor ionotropic, NMDA 1. NCBI's taxonomy places the organism in Eukaryota, Metazoa, Chordata, Actinopteri, Salmoniformes, Salmonidae. Gene Ontology annotation, molecular function: NMDA glutamate receptor activity. Gene Ontology annotation, biological process: monoatomic ion transport; regulation of membrane potential; ionotropic glutamate receptor signaling pathway. The record is from RefSeq and is a predicted model, not a curated record. The transcript is spliced from 20 exons. Bases 436 to 3144 code for a protein of 902 amino acids. Gene Ontology annotation, cellular component: NMDA selective glutamate receptor complex; plasma membrane; synapse.